Messenger RNA from Mustela erminea (ermine), 1540 nucleotides. RefSeq names its product hes family bHLH transcription factor 7 (gene HES7). The record is from RefSeq and is a predicted model, not a curated record. Gene Ontology annotation, biological process: regulation of transcription by RNA polymerase II; regulation of neurogenesis; anterior/posterior pattern specification. The transcript has 5 exons. The coding region runs from base 165 to 926 and encodes 253 amino acids. Gene Ontology annotation, molecular function: protein dimerization activity; DNA-binding transcription factor activity, RNA polymerase II-specific; RNA polymerase II cis-regulatory region sequence-specific DNA binding. Lineage: Eukaryota; Metazoa; Chordata; Mammalia; Carnivora; Mustelidae. Gene Ontology annotation, cellular component: nucleus.
GGACUCUACCUGAGCUUGGAAGAGGUGGAGGCGGCGGUGCCCAGGCCGAAGGUGCAGGCUGGGGGCGCGGCGGAGGAGUGGCCCCGAGUAGCUGACGGGGGUGGAGCGCCAGGCUAGCCUUCCUCCCGCCCGGAUCCGGCCGCCCGGCCAUAAAGUCGCCCCAUAUGGCCAGGGGCGGCCCCACACCCGGGUGCGAACAGCCCGGGGCCCCGAGCCUCGCGUGCAGACGCUCUAUCUGGAAGCCUCCGAGUGCUCACGCACCAUUCUGCAGAGGGUCGAGUUCUUGGUUUGAGAUGCUGAAGCCGCUGGUGGAGAAGCGGCGCCGGGACCGCAUCAACCGCAGCCUGGAAGAGCUCAGGCUGCUGCUGCUGGAGCGGACCCGGGACCAGAACCUCCGCAACCCGAAGCUGGAGAAAGCAGAGAUACUGGAGUUCGCCGUGGGCUACUUGAGGGAGCGAAGCCGGGUGGAGCCCCCGGGGGUUCCCCGGUCCCCAGCCCAGGACGCCGAGGCGCUCGCCAGCUGCUACUUGUCCGGCUUCCGCGAGUGCCUGCUUCGCCUGGCGGCCUUCGCGCACGACGCCAGCCCGGCCGCCCGCGCCCAGCUCUUCUCCGCGCUGCACGGCUACCUGCGCCCCAAGCCGCCCCGGCCGGAACCGGUAGAUCCGAGGCCCCAAGCGCCGCGCCCACCGCUGGACCCCGCCGCCCCGGCGCCCGGCCCCGCGCUGCACCAGCGCCCCGCAGUGCACCAGGGCCCCCGUAGCCCGCGCUGCGCCUGGUCCCCGUCCCCCUGCUCGCCCCGCGCCGGGGAUUGCGGCGCGCCGGCGCCCCUCACCGGACUGCUGCCGCCGCCGCCGCCUCACAGACAAGACGGGGCGCCCAAGGCCCCGCCGCCCCCGCCGCCCGCUUUCUGGAGACCUUGGCCCUGAGCUUUGGGGGGUGGGGUGGGGGCGGGGGCUGGGGGUGAGGUAGAGACUCCAGCCCGAGGGCAGCAGAGGGACCCGGGCGUCGGGGCGAGCAGGUGUUGGGGAGGGCGGCGGGGCGCGCGGGCGCAGCGCGCGGGUGAGAUGUGGUCUAUAUUAGAGUAUCUAUAUAAAUAUAUAUUUCCCCGGUUCCUGUCCCUUUUCCCUGCCCCCCCCCCCUUGCGUCUAGGAUUGUACCCUCUCUGCCCCCGGCCCAGCCCCAGUCCCUUCCCGAGUCCCUAGUGCAUGGAAUAAAGUGGUUAUUAAAUCCCCGUGUGUCCCCGAGCCAGGGGCCUGCCUUUAUGUCGGCGUCCACGCCCACUUUCCUUCUGUCUCCCUUUCCUUCUGUCUCCCGCCCUUCCCAGUCCUGCUCUCCACGGCCCAAGCCCCGGGGCAGACAGGUAAGUAAAGAAGAGAGCAGAGCGGAGACUGAGGUUGGAGCUGAAACAGGUGGAAAACACUGAAAUAGGGAAGGGGAGCAGGGAUGGGAACCUUUAAGGAAAAACCAGAUAAAGAGGGAAGGAAAAAAAAAAAUUGAAAUAAAAUCGACUCUGGUGGGAUUCGAACCCACAACCUUUGAA